UUUCCAACCACCUUUCAGCCCAAGGGAAAGCUCUACGUGUCAUACAACAGGACAGUCGAUAGCGGAAUCAUCCUAACCCCAGCCGAUACUUCAACUGAGCCAGCAGUCGUCUAUGAAUCUGAGCCAUCAAAGUUCUACACUCUAGCGUUUGUCGAAGCGGAUGACUAUACAUUUUUCGUUCGCUCAAACGGCUUGACACGCAACUGGCUGGUUGUCAAUAUUCCGGGAAGCGACAUAUCCAAGGGCAACUCAACAGCAACACCAUAUCUCGGGGCAAAAAUCCCAGAGUGCGGCUCGACAGUUUAUUUUGACAUGAAGAACUACUUCGCCAACAACAACAUGACGCUGAUUGGGGUCAACUUCUUUUCUCUAGCGAAUAGUGCUGCUAGUAGCAUUCAUGCUGGAUUCUCUCUACUGUUGGCAGCAGCUUUUGCCAUGGCUGCUGCUGGGGUCUCGAACUUCUUUUAAUGGCAUUGCUUUCCUCUUUGAACAAAAGCUCCACCUUCAAAUAUAAACGCAUGGUAUUCCAUACAGAUAUCCACAAUAAAUGAAUGAGCCGUC
Molecule: messenger RNA, 561 nt
Organism: Linderina pennispora
Lineage: Eukaryota; Fungi; Kickxellomycota; Kickxellomycetes; Kickxellales; Kickxellaceae
Exons: 4
Source: RefSeq, a predicted model, not a curated record